Synchiropus splendidus (mandarinfish) is the source of this 3851-nucleotide messenger RNA. RefSeq names its product sp3a transcription factor (gene sp3a). The record is from RefSeq and is a predicted model, not a curated record. Bases 207 to 2261 code for a protein of 684 amino acids. Gene Ontology annotation, molecular function: RNA polymerase II cis-regulatory region sequence-specific DNA binding; DNA-binding transcription factor activity, RNA polymerase II-specific. Gene Ontology annotation, biological process: regulation of transcription by RNA polymerase II. Lineage: Eukaryota; Metazoa; Chordata; Actinopteri; Syngnathiformes; Callionymidae. The transcript has 10 exons.
ACAGUGCAGGCCCCACCCUUUGUGUUACCUCCCGCCCGUCAAUCAAAAUACAACAAUAUUCUUUUGACGUUUUUCUCCCAUUUUGCGCAAAAGCAAUCAAUAAAAAUAUCCGAAAAUGCCGAGAGGAUUCUGACGGACAGGACGUCGAGCAGUGACCGUUCUCCGGCCGCAUCUCUGCGCUAGAAAGUCAAACCCAACCAGAGAACAUGUCGGCUUUGGACGUGGGAAGCGGUCAGCACGACUUCUUAAACCACGAAGAGAACAAAGGCGGCGAGGAUGCUCAGCCCUCCUCUCUUGACCUACUAGCAACUACCUGCACUAGUGUUGGCUCACCAUCAUCAGAUGUGGACAGAGGUGCUGCUGCGGAUGUGGCAGCUGAUCCUGCGCAGCUCACAUCUACUGAUAAGUGGGAGGUGGUGACUCCAUCCGCUACGUCGAAGGAAGAAAUGAUACAGAUCCCAAGCCAAGGAUUAUUGACAUCCAAUGGACAGUAUGUUCUCCCGCUCCAAAACCUACAGAGUCAGCCCAUCUUUGUGUCGUCGACCAUGGACUCCUCUUCUGCCAAUUCAGUGCCUAAUAUUCAAUACCAGUUAAUUCCUCAAAUUCAGACAGCUGAUGGACAGCUGAGCUUCUCCACCGCUGGCAUGGACGGCCAGACUCUAAGUCAGGAUGCUUCCGGACAGAUUCAGAUCUUACCCGAUGGCAGUGUGACGUCCACUGCAAACAUCCUCAACAAUAACCAGAACCUCAUCACACCAACUGCAAACCUACAGCAGAUUCAGGGGAUUUCAGUAGGGACUUCCACCUACAACAGCCAGGGCCAAGUUGUUACCAAUGUGCCUGUGGGUUUGCCAAGUAACAUUACAUUCGUCCCCAUAAAUAGUGUGGACUUGGAUGCCCUCGGCCUGUCAGGAGCUCAGACAAUAGCGACUGGGGUCACUGCUGAUGGCCAGCUAAUCAUGACCGGUCAGCCUGUAGAUGCUUCCGAGAGUCUGGUGAAGGCAGAUCAGCUCUCGCAGACAUUAUCCGGUAACGGCUCCAAUGGAAAUCCUCAGGGCUUUGUUCCGACGUCGUCCGCUCAGCUGCAGGAUACGACAAGCGGGCCUGGUCUGAUGACACAAGGCGCCGUAGCGACUGACCAACCCAAUUCAAGUACUGGUCUCCAAGAGGGCUAUAUCCAGCAGAAUCAGGAGCAGAACAUGCAGGUGUCUUCGACACAACCUAUAGUCCAGCUGCAGCAGGUGCCUCUUGCGACCAGUAAUGGUCAGGUGGUUCAGUCUGUGGCCUCGGCGGGACAAGGCUUGCAAAAUGUGCAGCUCAUUAACCCUGGAACUUUCAUCAUCCAGGCUCAGACUGUCACCCCUUCAGGCCAAAUACAGUGGCAGACCUUCCAGGUCCAGGGAGUGCAGAACCUGCAGAACCUUCAGCUGCCUACCACGCCACCGCAGCAGAUAACCUUGGCUCCAGUUCAGACCCUGUCACUGGGAGGCAAUCCAGUCAGUAUCGGGACAGGUUCCAUCCCAAACCUUCAGACAGUCACCAUCAACUCAGUGGCACAACAGGAGGGAAACGCAGACAGUCAUGGAGAUAUUCGGAUAAAGGAGGAGCCCGACACUGGAGACUGGCAGAUGAGCGCAGACUCCACUCUCAACCCAAACGAUCUGUCCCAGCUCCAGGCUCGACUGAUGGACGACGACGACCAGCUGGGCCAGGAAGGCAAGCGGCUGCGCAGAGUGGCGUGCACUUGCCCGAACUGCAAAGAGUCGGGUGGGAGGGGAUCCACCAUGGGGAAGAAGAAGCAGCACAUCUGCCACAUCACCGGCUGUGGGAAGGUUUACGGCAAGACAUCGCACCUGCGAGCGCACCUGCGCUGGCACUCGGGGGAGCGACCUUUUGUCUGCAGCUGGAUGUACUGUGGUAAAAGGUUCACACGCAGUGACGAGCUGCAGCGGCACCGCAGAACACACACAGGUGAGAAGAAGUUUGUCUGCCCGGAGUGCUCCAAACGCUUCAUGCGUAGCGACCAUCUUGCAAAGCACAUAAAAACUCAUCAGAACAAAAAAGGCGCGAACUCUGGCAGCGCAGUGGUGGCCUCCAUGGAAUCGGCUGGGUCCUCAGACAGCAUCAUCACCACGUCAGGCGGCACCACUCUGAUCCUCACCAACAUCCAGCAGGGCUCCACGAACGCCCAGGACAUCCUGGCCAACGCGGAGACGUUGCAGCUCGUCACUACAGUAGCAGCCAACAGCCCCGUGGACUGACAGUGGAUCAGCGUGUGAACGUUGUCAAUUUAUAUAUAUAUAUAUAUUUUUUAACACAAAAUAAUCAGUUCUUAUCCACCAAGAGGAGAAAGAGCCGUGAUUUUUGUGUUGGGAAAAGACAUUGCAGUAAAAACACAAGCAAAUGCCUUAUUUUGUACAAAAAUGGUGUAGUUUGAAAGUAUAAUGUGCCAUUAUGUUUGAAAGUACUUUGUCUAUUGCAACACCUUUCAUAGUUUUCUCCUCAUAUUUCAGCUCUAAUUUCUUUAAUCAAGACUAAACUUCACAGCUAAGCUAUUUUUAUCCAGAUGAAGUCGCCCCGUGGCUUCACAGCAUGAAGUGUAUUCAUGUGCUGGUUUGUUUGUAUUAUACGAUUUUAUGUCUGUUUUCCAUCCCUCCAUCGUUGGUGAGCGACCUCCUCUUCUCUAUUGUCUGUGAAAACAAUCAAACUUUUGCAAUGUACCUUCUUUUAGUAUGUUAUUCUGCCAUUGAAUAUUUUGACUGAAGAUGCUUUAUAUCAGACUUUACAUGAAAAGUACCUUUGUGAUAUGAAACUUCCCGUACGUUUGAAAAUGAUUCCGUUGUAUGUCAAUCUAAAAUGAUUUUUUUUUAUUGUUUAAUGAAGACAAAAAGCCAUUUUUGGAAGGCAAACUGCCAAAUUUGACUGUAAACUCAGGGUGAGUUUUAACUGUGUUACUGAAGCUAAUCACCCGAAGCUCUUGGGUCCUGUUGUGUCGCUCAGAAACCUUAUCUGAUGGACCAAAUGCUGCGAUCUGCCGCUGUGUUAUCAAUUCUUAAUAAAUCUCAUGUAUUGAGUUUUUAAAUUGAUAAAAAAGAAAUGCCCUAAUCAUUUGCCAGAUUUGAUUUCACAUCUAAAACAGCACUGUUGUCAACACUUUUGUUUGAAGUCAUGUUGUGUUAAGUGUCCGAGUCAUCUGUUCGUAUAUAUGCCAAUGUUUCUACACUCUGUUCUAUGUUAAUCAUUUUUGUUUUUUCCCAUGUGAUUUUUGAAUAUGUUUUGUAUUAUUUUCAACUUCCUUUCAUUUGUUCAAUCGAAUACACGUUCAUCCUGCAAAAUUUAUGUUUUCAUUUUUUUCCUCGCCACAGUGAACAAGAAUCGAUAGCCGUAUAGUUUGCCAUAUUGUUUGAGUCACUCAGUGGCGCAACUAAGAACACAUUUUGUUCUUUCACCUACGUUCUUUGCUUUGCAUUCAGCCGGUGAGCUGCGCCACACGGUCGUGACCCGGAGCUGCCGUCCAGCAGAUGUCACCACAGGCACGGGAGCCAGUCCAGAGUGACACAGAUGAGGUGGUGUUGGUUCAGGUAGUAGGUGGAGGUGGGAUGGACGCUACACUGUACACAGAAGAUGGGACGUGUGCAGGUGUCGCCGACACAGCGAGGUCACACUGGCGUCCCUGUGGAGAACAAAUGGCCGUCUCAAGACCCUCCUGAGUGGCAACCGUGAUGGCUCUCAGUUGCUCUCGUCCCUGGCAGCUCUGACACAGGGAGCAAAACAAGGAGUCGGAGCUGGCGGCGGGGCCUGGUCUCAUCCCAGGCUUUCAGCCUUCAAGAGGACUGAAGUCCGUCUUUAAG